This is a messenger RNA of Phragmites australis (common reed), 1117 nucleotides long. RefSeq lists its product as uncharacterized. Lineage: Eukaryota; Viridiplantae; Streptophyta; Magnoliopsida; Poales; Poaceae. The record is from RefSeq and is a predicted model, not a curated record. The transcript has a single exon. The coding region runs from base 94 to 789 and encodes 231 amino acids.
UCAAGUCAAACCCUCCUCCCAUUUAUACUUCUCUUCCUUCUCUUCCCUUUGUCGCAAAGUAUUCUAGAGAAAGUGAGAGAGAGAGAGAGAGAAAUGAAGCUUGUGUGGUGUCCAGAUAUGUCCUCCAAGGCCUACAUCGACGGCGUCAAGGUGCUCGCCGACCGCGACGACCUGGCAGGAUCGGCGGAGCUCGCCGAGCUUGUCUGCGCCAUGGCCGGUGGCUGGAACGCGCAGCUCGUGGUCGAGGCGCCGGACGUGUCGGCGGCGUCAUCCUCGCGCCCACGGGCGGCAGCCACGAGCCUCGCGCUCGCCGCGGCCGCGCGGCGCACGGGCGGCCGCUACGCCUGCGUGCUCCCGGACGCCGACUCCGCGGCGGCCUACGCAGUGGCCGGUGCUGCUCCGUCAUCGUCACCCACGGUAGUGGUCGGGGAGGCGGGAGAGGCGAUGGCGCGGCUGGAGGGCGUGGACCUCCUGGUGGUCGACGCGCGGCGGCGGGACGCGGCAGCCGUGCUGCGGGCGGCCAGGCCCGGCCCCAGGGGCAUGGUGGUGGUGCGCCACCGCGAUGGGAGGCGGUGCGGCCCGACGGCGCUGGCGGCGGCGUCCAUGGCGGCCGGGACCAGGGUCGUGCGGUCCGUCUACCUUCCCAUCGGCAAGGGCGUCGAGGUUCUGCACGUCGGCGUCGGUAAGGGCCCCAGCCUGCAGAGCCGGAGCGGCGGGCGGGUUGCCAGUCGGUGGAUCCGGCACGUCAACCACGACACCGGCGAGGAGCACGUCUUCCGGCGGCAGUAGUUAGCCGGCUCCUCGAUCUAUUGCACCGUCCAGGUGGAUCAAAAUCAACAAAAGUUCGCGUGGAAAAAAUAUAUGUUAGAUUCUUUGAAUUUGCCCGUGAUUGUGGUCUGCAUAAGACGGGUGGAAAGUGUGACGAGUCAUGGUGUAAAUAGCACUACAUACCUAAUUAGGUCCUUAAUGCGUCAAUGCUUUAUACUUUAUAUACUGGGUACCCUGCAAUCUCUUUUCUGCCACAAAUAUUACCUUUUUAUUUCGUUAUAUACAGUGUGGUUUGUAUAAGUUUGAGUCAUCUAUUUGUUACCCAUAAAGUAUUGAUCGAUGCGUUUCA